Ictidomys tridecemlineatus (thirteen-lined ground squirrel) is the source of this 2995-nucleotide messenger RNA. RefSeq names its product keratin 79 (gene Krt79). Gene Ontology annotation, biological process: keratinization; intermediate filament organization. The record is from RefSeq and is a predicted model, not a curated record. NCBI's taxonomy places the organism in Eukaryota, Metazoa, Chordata, Mammalia, Rodentia, Sciuridae. Gene Ontology annotation, molecular function: structural constituent of skin epidermis. Gene Ontology annotation, cellular component: keratin filament.
GGGUGCUGCAUGGGCUUUUGGGGGCUUCUGUUGUUCUGGGAUCUGUAUUUCCACCCAUGAAGGGAGGUGUCCCUCACCCACUUUCAGCUCCUUCCAAAGUGGCUGCACCCUUCUAGGGAGAUUCCACCUGCAGAAGGUCAGGGGUCUCAGGUGAUGGCAGAGCUCCUUACCCACAUCCAGCUCUCAGGAGAGUGUGCUGUGUGACCCCAGGCCCCAGGAUGAUGCCUGAAGACCCCAGGGCUUUGUACCCCUCAUCAUGUGCCCACAGCCCAUGGGUGGGCAGGGGCCUCUUUAUGUCCUUGAAUUCACUUUGCUCCACACAGUAUCUCUAUCCAACAGACAUCUGCCAGUCGAAAGAGCAGACUGCCACCCUGUCACCUGUGCCCCCAACCCAGGAUCUGCUAGGAGGCAACAGGGAGGCUGCCCGUGGGCCAGGAGGUGGGACUGGAGCAGGCCUGGGCACUCUUCAGCAGCUCAUUGCCCAACGUUCCUUCCCUUCUACCUGCACAGCAGAGGGCCCUGGGGCCUUGGCUUACAACUGGGCCUUGGGAGGAAGCCCAUAGAACACAGAGUCCCAUUGACUGAGGCCACCAGGGCUGGGUGGGAGGAGAACCAGCCAGCCACUGGGUGUUGGGGGUGGCCGUGGGAGCCCUUAUCAUCCUGUUCUAAGUGAGGACUGCCUGAGGGGGAGAGUCUUGCUCAGCCCCAGCUCUGGAGCACAGGUGAGGGCUGGGAGGGGCCCGCCCCUCCUGCCUGCUGGGGGAGAGGGGACUCCCUCCAGGCCCAUGGCCCCUCCCUCUCCUCCUGGGGCAAGGUGGCAGGGGUUCGUGUGGAGCCCAGGAACCAGCCCAGCUGGGAGAAGAUAAAAACGCCAUUGGUGGCUCAGCAGCUCCCGCACUGCCUCCUGCUCUCAGCCUGCUCUCGGCCGCUCUGCCAGCCAUGAGAUCCUCCCUGUCUCGGCAAACCUACUCAACCAAAGGAGGCUUCAGCUCCAACUCAGCCAGCGGAGGGGGCGGGUGUCGAACCCGCACCAGCUUCAGCUCCGUGACCAUGUCCCGGAGCAGUGGCGGUGGUGGUGGGGCUCGCUGUGGCCCCAGCACCAGUGGCUUUGGCAGCCGGAGCCUCUAUAACUUGGGAGGCAGCAAGAGCAUCUCUGUCAGUGUGGCCGGAGGGGCCUCCUCGGGUCGGGCUCUGGGGGGCUUCGGCUUUGGCAGUGGGGCCUACAUGGGCCUGGGGGCUGGCAGGCAGACCUUCGGGCCUGCUUGUCCUCCAGGGGGGAUCCAGGAGGUCACUGUCAACCAGAGCCUGCUGACCCCCCUCAAUGUGGAGAUAGACCCAGAGAUCCAGCGGGUGCGCACCCAGGAGCGUGAGCAGAUCAAGACCCUCAACAACAAGUUCGCCUCCUUCAUCGACAAGGUACGUUUCCUGGAGCAGCAGAAUAAAGUGCUGGAGACCAAGUGGGCUUUGCUGCAGGAGCAAAGCCAGAACAUGGGUGUCACCAGAAACAACCUGGAGCCCAUCUUUGAGGCCUUCCUGAGCAGCCUGCGGAGGCAGCUGGAUAGCAAGCAGGACGAGCGGGGGAGAUUGGACUUGGAGCUGAGGAACGUGCAAGAUCUCCUGGAGGACUUCAAGAACAAGUACGAGGAUGAAAUCAAUAAGCGCACCGCUUUGGAGAAUGAGUUUGUGGUGCUCAAGAAGGAUGUGGAUGCUGCGUAUAUGGGCCGAAUGGAUCUGCAUGGCAAAGUGGACUCCUUGACCCAGGAGAUUGACUUCCUCCAGGCUCUCUAUGAAAUGGAGCUGAGCCAAGUGCAGACCCACGUGUCUGACACCAAGGUCGUCCUGUCCAUGGACAACAACCGCAGCCUGGAUCUGGACAGCAUCAUUGCCGAGGUCAAGGCCCAGUAUGAGCUGAUUGCCCAGAGGAGCCGGGCGGAGGCCGAGGCCUGGUACCAGACCAAGUACGAGGAGCUGCAGGUGACGGCAGGGAAGCAUGGGGACACCCUGCAGAACCUCAGGGACGAGAUUUCGGAGCUUACCCGCAUUAUCCAGAGGCUGGAGAUUGAGUUGGAGGCGGCCAAGAAGCAGUGUCAGAAGCUGCAGGCGGCCAUCGAGGAAGCGGAGCAGCGUGGGGAGAUGGCACUCAAGGAUGCGAAGAAGAAGCUCGGGGAUCUGGACACGGCCCUGCACCAGGCUAAGGAGAACCUGGCCCGGCUGCUGCGUGACUACCAGGCCCUCAUGAACGUCAAGCUGGCCCUGGACGUGGAGAUUGCCACCUACCGCAAGCUGCUGGAGAGCGAGGAGAGCAGGAUGUCUGGAGAAUGUCCCAGCACUGUCAGCAUUUCUGUGACUGGCAACUCCACCACCAUGGUUGGAGGCAGUGCGGCUGGCUUUGGGGGUGGCGUCUCCCUAGGUGGGAGCGGGGGUGGCUUCAAGGCUGGAUUCAGCACGAAUGUGGGCUACAGCAAUGUCAAAGGCGGGGUCGGCUCCGGGGGCACCUCCAUCCUGCGGAAGACCACCACGGUCAAGACGUCCAGCCGGAGGUACUAGCCUCUGAGACGUGCAUGCCGGGGGCCCUGCAGUCAGUCCUCUCACUGCCCCAUCCCCAUCCCUGCUACCCUCUCCAACCUUCUCAGGAACAGCCCUGGGGACCACAGACCCGUGUUUUUUCACACCACACUAUUUGGGUACGGUUUGUAUUGGGGGAAAGGCUCAAAUCUACCCAGUUUUUCUCCUGGGAGGUUAAGGUCCUCAUCUUGAGCAGCAUGGUCGAGUGAUCUGAUGGUGACCACUGAGAGGAGACUGGGUGUCCCAGGCCACCUCUGUCUCGCUCACCGCCUCUGCCUUUCUGCUGGGAGUCCAGGGCUGGCGGGGGAGGAAGGGGGAAGUGAAGAGUGGUUCCCCAAGAUCCUCCAACCUCCCCAGUCACCCACCCCCUCCUCCACCGCGUCCCCGUUCUGUGCCUGUGAUCUGUCUCAAUAAACUUCAACUCCAGUCA